ACAACACCUUGACCUUGGUAUUCGAUAAUAAUUGAAUUUGAAUUAUUGCCAAAUAAUUGUUAAGUUAAAUUGUACAUGGUACAUACAAUACAUGUCAUUGACAUUGAUUGUCACGUAAUGUCAUGUCCAUGUAAGUUCAUGUUGUCGUUGUGGCUUGUGCUUGGCCUGGGACCUAAACUUACUAGUAAACUUUUGAAGUCUAAAUUUACAACUAAGUAAAUUAAGAUUGGGAAACAGAUUGGACUUGUAAUCUCCUUCAGUCUUCAGUCUUUAACUUUACGAGUGAUACUGUGACUGUGAUAGUAGCUACAAGUACAAGCCUAAAUAAUAAGAGUAAAUAAAUACUAAACUGUAAUAAAGUAAACUGUAAGUGAACUGUAACCUACUUAAACUUAUUUAUUAUAAAAUAAAUUCAAGACUUAACACUUAUACUAUACCAUAAUACUAAUAGUUUACUAAUUACUUAAUAAAAGUUAAAACUAGUAAGUUUAAGUAAAGUACUGUAAAGGGCCAUUCAUAAAUCAUUAAAUGAUGUCACACAUCUAGGCAGUCUAGGUGGGGGAGGGGGGGGGGUCAGAUUUUUGUGAUGAUGUGUGACGAGGGGGAGGGGGGGCUGAAGGAAUGUGAAGUGACAUCAAAAGGGCUAUUUUGUAGUACAGAAUUGUAAUUACUAACCCUAAAUUACAGACAUUUUUAACAUUAUUUAACAUAAUUAUUUUAUUUUUAAACUACAAUCGCCGAGAGAAGCGCUAUAGGUAUGCGAGGUCCGAAAAAUGGUCUCUGAUCAAGUUACAGGACACCAAGGAGGAGGAGAAUCGGAAUGUAGUUACAAUGACUUUAUGGCUAAAUGUGGACCCGGGAGUCAUUGAAUUAGGACAUGAAGUGGGAUGGAACCAAAAUGGCUGACCGCGGGGAAGGAGGGGGGGGGGGAUCUUAGUAAAUGCGCCAGGCCAGGGAUUCUUAAACUUUUUUGCAGCGCUGCAGGCCCAGUACGUUUUAAACAACAACACCCCCCCCACCGUAUAAAUUAUUCUCUAAUAAAAUUUAAAAGCAUUAAGUAAUUUAGUUAUCAUAGUUUUAUUUCUUUAAUUAACUUUUCAUAAACAAAAAGUGCCACACAAUUUCUUGAUUUCAAAUCAUUUCUUGGACCCUAUCUCCAUUUAAAACACAUUUCUUGUACCCCACAAUUAAAAAUGACCUUGUUGUUCGCCGUCGCCUUCUAGUUGGGACUACAUCAUGCUCAAGAAGCAGUUGUAGGACUUGUAUACACUUGAAACCAAGAAAAUUAGCCUCUCUAAGGGUACUUUUACCAUCAGAGAGGGCUUCACAUGUGUUAGUCGAAAUAUGAUCUAUACCAGAGGUUCUCAACCUUUCUAAUGCUGCGACCCUUUAAUACAUUUCCUCAUGUUGUGGUGACCCCAACCACAAAAUGAUUUUAGUCAAUACUUUACAACUGUGCAGUAUAUGUGUUUUCAGAUGGUCAUAGGCGACCCUUGUGAAAGGGUCGUGCGACCCCCCAAAGGGGUCGCGACCCACAGGUUGAGAACCGCUGAUCUAUACGAUCGUGUAUUAUUAGAUGCUGCUCCUGAUAUAUAUGUGAAACUGGAAGAAGAUUAUCGGAUAGGUUCACUGAACAUCUUUGUGACAGGGCAAACUUUCCCCUGUCAUCCCAUUUCAAUGAUAAUAAACACCAAGGGACUUGAGUUAAAAGGGCAAAGAAAUUAAUUAAGAUUUCUGCCCAAUUAUACCAUUUUGAAUCAAUUAAAUACUGUCAAACUAGUGAUCCUCAAUUUCCAUAUAUUUCUUUUCUUAUUUCUUAUAUUUUACAUAUUUCCAAUAUAUCUUUGUGUGUUAAAUUCUUAUUUUUCAUAGUAAUAAUUCUUUUACCUCCUGUAAUCUUGGUUUUGGAAAACCCAACUUCCGACAGUAACGUUAGUGGUGAACACUUUUGAAUUACUUUCUAUUUCUUUUUGUUUCUUCAUUUGUCCUGUCUGCUGAAGAAGGCAUUAAGCCGAAAUGUUCUUCUUUUAUUUUUCGGUCUUUAUAUUUCAAGGUUGUCAUUGCCAGGGCGGGGGUGGAAGAUAAGCAUCCACUCCUCUAGAAAUGCCCUAUAAGGCUUGCGUCUACUAAUGCCUCUGUCAAUCAAAAUCAAGCUCCUGGCUUCACGUGCGGCUUCACAAAAAAGCCUGGCGGACCAUGUUUCUACUAACAGGAGAAGGGGUGAAGGCGGUCAACUGGCGCCUCAAAACCAGUAGCUUCGGGUAGAUGAGACUCGUAAACUAUGGCCGGUAGCUCAUAUAGAGGGAAACUCUGACUCCAAACCUCCGCUGCCUUGCGGCUAUACCCACACAGGAAAGGCUAAAGGAGAAAAUCAGGAAAUGGAGCUCCUAAGGCGGUCUGUUUUUGAAACCAAUUCCAUUCCGGCAGCUCCUGCGAUGCCAAUGGUGCCAAGCCGUAUCCACACUAGUCUAUCCCUUGGGUACACCAAUGGUGUGGAGAGGGGGAAUCUGCUGUCUGGGCAGCAGCUGAUCUCCAUACUACUUCGCCCAGGCUUUAUCUUCACUGGAGAGGAAGCGCUGCAAGCAAUAAAGAUAAUCUAUCGUCUCUUGCAGACGGAAAGGUGCCAUACAUACAUAUUUCAAGCUUCCACACACCUUGUUCCACUAUUUCCUUCUCAGGCCUAAAUUUAUUAUCCUUUAAAAAUGCAAAUUAAACUAAUUUUCUUGGUCUUCUCACAUCCUCUACACUGCCACUCCCACCCCAGGUUUUGAACCCCAUAAUUUGAUUAAAGUUAAAGUUCAACUUAAAAGGCACACCUAGGACUGACCAAUGUGCACACAACAGCUUACACUAUAUACUACAACAUUAAAAUCACUAAAUAUUUGUGCAUGUGACAAGUAUUAUUAAGUUUUAAUAAAAUUGACAAAAGCAAGGAGGCCACUAGACAUUUUAGUCACAGUUACUGUUAAAAACAAAAGUACAUGAAUGUAUUUUACACAGCUUACAUUUAUAUAAAUAUAAGCUAGACUGACCAUAUAACGCCUUAAAAACGAAUAAAUUUAAAUACAUUCCGAUUUUUAAAAACAAUGAUUGUGAUUUUCUAUUAUUGUAUGGAAAUGGGAUAUAUUUUAAAGGCUGCGGCUAUUCGGACCCGGUAUCAGAAGUGAGAGGUUGGGUUUAUUAAAAAAAUAUUAAAAAUAUUAUUGUUGGGUUUAUAAGAAAAAAUUUGGUAUCAAAUGAAAGAUAAUUGAAUGGACUAUACGUCUGUAAACUUACUUCUUCAGUUUAACUAAAAUAAACUACCACAAAUGACAUCGGAAUAGCAUUUAGUCUAAAGGGACCAGGAUCCGAAUGCGUUUCAAAACCAACUUCAUUUAUUUACCAGAAAAAUCCAAUAUUGAUUUCAUUUCGCACACCCUUUCAGUUGCUCCACUGCAAAUAUCUUGCCUGAAAGUAGGCUACCCGGUAAUCUAUGUACAUGCACAUAUGUAUUUUAUAAAAUGUUUUAAAAAUAGUUUACAUUUAUCUUUUUUUUUUCCCAGAUAAAAAUGCCAGAGGAAAACGGUAGAUUAAAACCAGAGGAUGAGAAGAGAAUUAGAAGCAACUUUGUUUUACUUAAGGGAGAGAUAGAUGGGAAAGAUUUUGUGGACUUUCUAUAUCAAGAACAUGUUUUUGAUGGAGAUGACAAGGAGAUGAUGAAUGCCUGCAAGAUAAGAUCAGAAAGAGCAGACCUUUUACUUACAUCUCUUCUUAAAUCUGGUCCAGGCAAAUCCUAUAAAUGCUUCUUUCAAAUUUUAAAUGAGAAGUAUCCAACAUUAGCAUCAAUAUUAGAGAGAACACCUACUGAUGAUUGUAGCUCAAGAUCUUAUUGUAAGCAUACUAAUACUACAGUUCAUAAUGGGCCAUUCACAUUUUUACUUAUAGCAUAUACAUACUUGGAGGAAUGUACAUUAUUAUAUCCCCCAUAAUUUUUAUAAAACCUCUCUAUGUGUAUGUACACAAUAUUUUAACACACAUAAAAACACACUUUACAAGUAUCCAAAGUCUUAAUUUCUCCCAAUUAUGCAUUGGUCAACAAAAGAUUUGUGAGCGUGAUCAUUUAUGGAAAAGUUGUUGAUCCUGAGUUGGUGAAUAGUUUUGUGAGGGAUGGACAAAGUGUUAAUGGUCAAUAUACAAGUGAUUUGUUUAAAUGCUGUGGGAAAAUGGGGUGGCGGUUAGUAAGUGGAGUCAUAGUCAAUAUGUUGAGUUUUUGUUAGAGUGGUUAGUGUGUUAAGUUCUGUUGAGCUGUAGUGUUGACAGCUCUUAGAGGGAUAAUGAUUUUAUUUCUGAGAGUGUCUGGAGUGUUAAUCGUCAGACAGCUUAACGACCAUUCCUUGGAUCUUUGUAUAAUAAUUAAUAUGUACUUCUUGAAUGAAUAUGUACUUCUUGAAUGAAGAAGUUUUGUAAUAACUAAGAACCUUAGUGUGGCAUGAUAACCCCUAGACAAUUUGAGCCAACGAACUACCUGUCAGAAUAUGGAGGGGGCUUAUAACAGUUCCCAGUAGGGUUUCGCAAAUAAGUGAAUUCACUGAUUUAAAAUCCAGUCCCCUUUAAUAUGUCUCUGUUAAAAUCUCCUUUGCUUCCUUUUUGUGACCCCCACCUUUUUUGUGGUUUUAGCUCAGCAGUGCUGUAGUAGGUGAAGGAUGUUUUUGGCAAAAUACCGGUACAUUUUUCUUAGAUUAACUUGUUACCACACGCUGCAUUCUGCUUCUUCUAAGAACAUUUGUUUUCCAUUACAUUAUUGGGGUACUUGAUGCACAUUACCAGUAUCUUUCUCAGGGGUCUUUUAAGGAAUACAUUCAGUGGCUAGACUUUUAUCUAUCUCAUUUUCCAUGUCUUACUGGCAAUCAUGGCAGUUGAGAUGAUGAUUCCGACAUGCAGGUUGAGUUUUACUGUUUUGGAUACAUUGUGCGUGUAGCCUUUGAAAUAUGAGUCCUUCUUGAUUCUGUUCCAUAUAUAUAUAUUUCUUUGUCUCUAUUUUUUUAGAUAGUGCCGCCAUGUUGUGUAGGUUUAUAAACCUCUUGAAGAAUCUGGUCACUGACUGCUAUAUUUACUUGGGUGUGACAUUAGAUAAACAUUAUUAAAAUCAACAAGAAUAAACUGAAUGUUUGUUUCUCCAUAUUUUAAUAACUUAAGGGCGUUUAAUUGUUUUUUUGUUACUGGAUCAUAUUAUUUUUCUGCCCCAUGUAACUAUAAUGUUGUUACCUGAAAUGAAGUCUAAAUACAUGUAUGAAAUCUAAAAGAGCCAAGUACCAAUCACUCACCAUACAGCCCUAUAAAUAUAAAGUUGAAAUUUUCCAUGUUGAUUCCUCUUCAGUUUUCAAGUACUGGGUAGCCUAAAAUGACCAAAGUCUGAAACAUGAUUAUGCUCUGGAAUGUUUUCCUUGUUUAGUGACAGGUUUUGGGGCCUGGAUUUCCGUAAUUGAGAAACUUUGUUGAUGAAGAUUUUAAACUUAGUUUUUUUAGCUUUUAGAAAUCUAUUUACAAUUAAAUACGACUGAUUGACUGUUAACUCACUGAUCACAAGAUCUCAAGAACAACAAGCCAUAUGAAGUUAAAAUUUUGCAUGGUGAUUCCUCUUUAAAACUAAGGGGUUUGAAAAGAUAAAAUUCUGAAACAUAAAAAUUCCAUGGUUUAUUUCAUAUGGGUACUUUCUGUUUGUGUUUUGAUGUUUGUUUUAUGCGUUUGAACUUAUUUUUUCUGCUUCAUUUUUGAGCCAUAAAGUGUGGCUUUACAGUAUCUCAAAACAUUAAUACUGGACUACCAUUAUGUUCUUUAUAUUUUAACCUGAAAAGGUACAAAAUAAUUUAUCAUAGUUAAUGAUUUUCUUUAAAUAUUUGAAUUAUGUUGUUUUCUUUUUGAUGGUAUUUAAAAAAAUUUUUAAGGUUUUGAAUUUCAUUUUAUACAUGAAUGAAUUGAUAUUGGUGAACCCAAUGACUGCUCAUCUCCUUGAUGCCAAAUGGAAGUUAUGGGUAUUGCUUAUUCAGGGCACUAUAAUUCUGUGUCUGUGGGUAUGCUGUGUGGAUAAUUGAUGUUAGGGGACAAGUUGUAAGUCAAGUCAUUGAUAAAAAGCAGGAAUAUGACAUGUGUUCACUAAAUUCAUAUGAUGAAAAUACCUAACGAAAAUGAAGAGUUGUUAGCUGGAAAAAAAUAUGAUUAAACGUAUUUAUCUCUUCUUGCAAGGUAAAGGCAGCUUCAUAUGUUUACACGAGAUAAAAGUUCGAGAUUUACUAUAAAAGUGUAUUGGGCGUGUUUUUUGGAAGGGUCUGUCGCAAAGAGGGUCAGGUUCUUUGGAAACUCAUACAGUAGUCAAUUUGACGGGUAGAGGGAGCUGGGUUUAAUUAUUUUGCAGAUAACCAAAGUAAUGGCCAGGAUGAUUGACAUGGCCUCAGUCUGCCCAACUCAUUUUAGAAGAGGUAUUACCCGUGAAAGUUUGCGUUGGGAUGACAGUCAUUAAAUAGCAUAGAUUGGUUGGUUGUUAGACAUUGUACGCCUUUAACCAUGGUAAUUUUUAUGUUGGAUACUCACGUGUAACUUCUUCUACGUCUGCUCACGUCCAACGGGUACACAGUAGAGAAUGUUUACACAUAAGUGCUUUAUUAAAGUUAUUUUUUCAGUUUACUCUUUAUUUUCGUUGUUGUUCUUGGGUUUGAUUUUAUUGCUGAAAGCUGACAAAAUUUAAUUUAGAUGACAUGAAAAAAUUAUUGACAUUUUGUAUAUUUCAUUUAUUAAUUUUUAAAAAUCAUGUCAGUCAUGUUCGCACUAUUUGUUAAUGUUAAUCAGCCAUCUAGGGAGGGAGUUUAGUGAACCUAAAAUGUUUUGUUAUGCAUUUGGCGCAUACCUGAACUUAGUUUCUGCAUUGCUCUACUCUGAGAACACCAAAAAAUGCCGCCUGAGCUUACCACCCCACUUCUCCCUCUUCCUACAUAUUUCCUUGGCUAAUGUGUGUAAUUCUAUUAGUGCUGUAUCAGUUUAAAAAAAAACUUCUAAUCACUUUAUUUUAUUUUUUGUAGUUUUAAGAAUUAGAGGGCCGAUUGUUUGCAUCAGGUGUCUAAAAAGUUAAUCCUGCACUGACAUCCAGUAGUAUUUCAUGAAUUUUUUUGAGACCCAGCAUUUUUGCUUUUUUGGUCCUGUACCAGGUUGGGACCAUGCAUAUGGGAAACGCUGCUCUAGAUUAAACUCUUAAUACUUCUGUUUUUUUUCCUCUUAAAUCUAUCUUAUUUGUCAUAAACCCGGUACUUCUUUUUUUAAACAAAGUAAAAGCAGCUUGAUUGAUAGUAUUGAAAUUAUUUUGUAUUUAAAAAAAUUUCUACACUCAGAAAAAAUAAAGUUAUAUUUUAAAUGCCAUUUUCAGACUCCUGGUUUGAUUCCGUUGAUGAAGUGAAAAAGAGGCACAAGAUAACCCAAGCUGAUACUUGCAAGUUAUUUGAGUGUUUUGAUGAUAACUGGCCAAAUAUAUUCCACCAAUUAGGUUUUUCUAGUGGUGAGAUUGAACAGGAAUACAUCAAACAUCAACAUGACAGUCGUGCAGAGAUGAUGAGUUUGUUAAUGAAAGGAAACAGACAGAGAGUAACAGUAGUACAAGAUGAUAGAGAUUUCACCCUUGAGGAGGUGGUAGAAGCUUUGAAAAGAGUUGAAGAUACCGCAGUUUGUUUUAUAAAAUGGGAUGCAGUUAAGCAAUUUGUUAAUAAGAUUUAAUCAUUAAAAUUCCUGCUAAAUUGUACUAACUGUGAUCUGAUGUUUGUAUCAAUUUAGAGUGGUUGCCAUUUUUGUAACGGUAUCCUCUUCAAUAUAUUUUAAAUAUAUACCUGUAUAUUAAAUGAUAGUUAUUAUAUGAAAUACUGAUCUUAUUUAGUAAAGAGUUGUAUUCAUUAUUAUUUUAAGUGCUCAACUUUAUUUUUUAAAGUAUCAGUACCAUCAGCCAGCUGAAUUGUGUUUGUGUGAUUUACAUAAUUUAGCUUGUCUUUUUCUUAUAACAAGCCUAUUUAGUUGGAAAAUCCAAAGAAAACAGUGCAACGUAAUCAUCAUAAAAAAAUAAUUUUGAGGGAAGAAGUGUAUAAUUUUUACUCAUCUUACUGUGAAACACAUUGUUUUUCAUAUCAUAACAAAUAAUUUGGUAAAAGAUGCCUUCUUAACUAUCUACAUUUCAAUGAAGCGAAAAGCCAUUAAUGUUUUAAAAAACUAACGAUUAUGAAUAAAUUCAUGAAAUAUGAUAACUUUAAAAUGAUGUAUUAAUUGUUCUAUUUAUAAUAUUUUUUUAAAAAAAGAAGUGUGAAUUCCAAUUUUGGACGUACUUUAUUCUUGCAGAAAAUUCAAUUUUAUUAAUUUAUUUAAAUAUGUUGGGAUGCAUCCUGUGCAUUACCAGAGCCUUAUUUUUGUGAGAGCCAAAAAUGGAACACAAAAGUAACAAACAUUUAUAUCAAUUCUGACCCAAUUAUAAAUGUCAGUAGCAUAAUAAUGUCCCUAAUACUAAUCUAAUUGAAUUUGUUGACUGGAGAGAGGAAAAAAUAAUUAAAUGUCCUACAUGGUUAUUUUCCAACAGAUGAGCUUAUUUAAAUUAUUUGGUCAACUUAAAAUUCAAAUAGCACAGAAUAAUGCGGCUCGCAUUGUUCUUCACAAACGCAAGUUCGACCAUGCUAAAACACUUUUGAGAGAAUUGCACUGGCUGUCGGUCCGUGCUCGCAUAGAGUACAAAAUUGCAACUUUGUGCUGCCGCUGCUUAUAUGACCUGGCGCCGUCCUAUCUGAAAGAGCUUCUGACGCCUUAUGUACCCACUAGACAACUCCGCUCAUCCGAUAGUGGCAAACUCUCGACACCACGUGUUCGCCUUGAGACUUACGGAAACCGCACUUUCGCAUUUGCUGGCCCAACAAUUUGGAACGCCCUUCCUGUCGCUCUCAGAAACAACCAGACACUGCAGUCCUUUAACCGAUUUAAAGACACAUCUAUUUCGCAAACACCUUCUGGGAUGAUUGUCUACCAUAUUUUCCAGUUAAUGCGUAUUGGGUGUGUUGCUAAAGGUUGAAAUGGGUAGAAGUAGAAUGACUUUGACUUGGUGUGCUUGUAAUUAGUUUUGUAAUGUUGCGUUUGUUUUAAAUGUGGUAAAUUAUAGGUUGUAUUUUUUGGUUGACUUUGUACCGCGCUUCGAGCCUUUGGGGAUGAAGCGUGUUUUUUAAAUAAACUUUUUUAUUAUUAUUAUAAUGUUUAAUAAGAAAAUAUUUAAAUUUAAUAUAUAUUUCCCCCCCUUUUUUGUAUUAAAGUUAAAGAAAAGAGGUAAAACUUAAAUCUGAAAUGAUUUUUUAUUUUUAUUGCUGAGAGGCGCUGACCAUAACAAGUGCUUGUUUCCAUCAGGAAAAUAUUCAGGAAGUGCCAAUAUGGUACAUUAUAUAGGGGAAUAUCAAGAAAACAUCAAAUAUAUGAAGCAGUCAGUUUCAUUCUCAUAUUAUAUUAAGUUCCCCAUGUUAAAUGACAUUAAACCAUACAUUUAAGUACAAUACACAAUGUUGCAUUAAGUUGGGGUGAUGCGGUGUGAAUAAUGGCACUAGAAAUAAAACAUGAAUAGACUUUAACAAAAUAUACAUCCAAAACCUGUCCCGUACUCCAUCCAUAUAUUUUCAGUAUAACAUAGCAACCUUGUGCAUUCACUUGUUCUCUAAUAUAUUUGUAAGCUUUUAAUAUAGAUUCAUUCAUUGUUUGCAUUCAGCACAGGCUAUAGACUUUUUAUUGUAGUUGCUAAGGCUAGAUUUAAACAAAAAUAUGCCAGCUCCCAUAAAUUUGUUCCUAAAGGUGGGUGCUUUCUCUGUUUAUACGUAACACGAGUGCAAUGUGUGCAUUUGAAUACAUCUUUAUGCCCAAUUAGACACAUUCAUUAAAAAUCUUGUUUUCAUUCACCUAAUAUAAUACGGUACUUAGCAAAUAAACAGAUUCCUUCUGCAUAAUAUACAUGUCAUCACCUUUCUUUCAAACUUUCAUACCAAAUUUAUAUAAUGGG
This is a messenger RNA of Lymnaea stagnalis (great pond snail), 10030 nucleotides long. The record is from the annotation of a GenBank genome assembly. NCBI's taxonomy places the organism in Eukaryota, Metazoa, Mollusca, Gastropoda, Lymnaeidae.